AAUUGUGCAGCCUGCUAAGGAAGGCGGAAGUUGUACUCAGUGCUACGCCUUUGGCUCCGCUGUAGGAAGCUGUGGGAAGAGCUCUGGGGAGUCCGGAAGCUGCACCAUGAAUGCAGUGACCUAUGAUGAUGUACAUGUCGACUUCACUCAAGAAGAGUGGGCUUUGCUGGAUCUCUCCCAAAAGAAUCUCUACAAAGAUGUGAUGCUAGAGACCUACAGGAACCUCACUACUAUAGGCUACAGUUGGGAAGACAAUAAUAAUGAAGAACAUUGUCAAAGUUCUAGAAGACAUGGAAGGCAUGAAAGAAAUCAUACCGGAGUGAAAUCCUGUGGAUAUACUCAAAGUGGUAAAGCCUUUGCAUAUGACAGUCAUCUUCAAAGUCAUGAAAUAAUUCCUGCUGGAGAGAAACGCAAUCAAUGUAGUCAGUGUGGUAAAGCUUUUGCACAUCAUAGUUAUCUCCGAAUACAUAAAAGAACACAUACUGGAGAGAAGCCCUGUGAAUGUAAGCAGUGUGGUAAAACCUUUGCACAUCUUAGUAGCCUCCGAAGGCAUAAAAUAACACAUACUGGAGAGAAACCCUACAGAUGUAAUCAAUGUGAUAAAGCCUUUUCACAACCCACUAGUCUCCAAAUACAUAUAAGAACACAUACUGGAGAGAAACCCUAUGUAUGUUAUCAAUGUGGUAAAGCCUUUUCACAACACAAUAGUCUCCGAGUACAUAAAAGAACACAUACAGGAGAGAAACCCUACAAAUGUAAUGAAUGUGGUGAAGCCUUUGCACGUCAUAGUCAUCUUCAAAGGCAUGAAAGAAUUCAUACUGGAGAAAAACCCUAUGAAUGUCUUCAAUAUGAUGAAGCCUGUGCACAUUUCUAUAGUCUUCAGCAUCAAGAAAGAAUUCAUCCUGGAGAGAAACCCUAUGAAUGCACUCAAUGUGGUAAAACCUUUGCCCAUAACAGGCAUCUACGGAUGCAUAAAAGAACACAUUCUGCAGAGAAAACCUGCAAAUGCAAUCAAUGUGGUAAAGCCUUUGCACAUAACAGUUAUCUCCGAAUGCAUAAAAGAACACAUUCUGGAGAGAAACCUUAUGAAUGCACUGAAUGUGGUAAAACCUUUGCAUAUCAUAGUUAUCUCCAAAUACAUAGAAGAACACAUACUGGAGAGAAACCCUAUGAAUGUACUGAAUGUGGUAAAGCCUUUGCACGUCACACUAGUCUCCAAAUACAUAAAAAAACACACACUGGAGAGAAACCAUAUACAUGUAAUCAAUGUGAUAAAGCCUUUGCACAUCACAAUUAUCUCCGAAUACAUGAAAGAACACAUACUGGAGAGAAACCCUAUGAAUGUACUCAAUGUAGUAAAGCCUUUGCACAUCACAGUAGCCUUCAAAUACAUAAAAGAACACAUACUGGAGGAAAUCCUAUGAAAUCAAGCAAUGUGGUUAAGCCUUUGCAUGUAACAGUAGUCUUCGAAGUCAUGAGAAAAAAUCAUACUGGAGAAAAUCCCUAAACAUGUAGUCAGUGUGGUAAAGUCUUGGCACUUCAUGGUAGUCUUCUUACAAGAGGAAAACCUUUAAUGUAUAAUCAAUCUGUUAAAGUCUUUGCAUAUCAUACUAGUCUUUCAGAACCUGAAAGAACUCAUACCAAAGCAGAUCUGACUAUAAAGGAUUUGGUAAGAUCUUUAGCCAACAUACUUAUGUUCAGUUACACAAGAUUAUUUAUUCUGGAGAAAAAAAAUCUGACAAGUGUCAACAGUCUGUUCAAGCAUUAUGAUGUCCCUCUUUAUUUUGUUUGCACCUGUAAGCUCUGGACAGAAGCCCUAUGAAUUUAAACAAUAAGGUAACCCUUUUAGAUUUUACACUUCGCUUCAAUAACAAGAAAUACCUCAUGUAGGUGUAAAACUUCAUGGGUAUGGUUGGUCUGUGCCCUCCAAGUCUUCCACUCUUUCCUUUUUUUUUUUUUUGGCAACUACAUGUAGCUGUCAGUGACAGCACCUUGCAGACUCCCACUUGAUGAAAGGUCUUCACAUGGACCUUAAAGCUCUUCAGUCCUCACCCUGUCAUUCUGGGAACUUGCCUACCUGAUGGGAAUAAGGAUAUUCUAAAGAGACAUUUACAUCUUUACCAUUGGCUAACAACUAGUGUAACAGUGGACCCCAUGAAAUUCUAAUUUCCCCAGGAAUCUCAUUCUGGGAAAAGACUGAGUCCUCCAGAAGAAAACUUUCCUGUUGAAGAAACAUUUAGUCCUUAUCUGAAUACCUUGCAGUAGAGAAAGCUGAGAAUUGGGGAUGGAUUUAGGGAUGGGAAAAAUUUAUUAUAUGGCUUGGUUAGAUUACUUAGUUGUGCAUAUCUCUUGCCUUCUACUGAUGGAUUGAUUACCUUAAAUCUUCAUAAUUGUUCUAAAUUGUGCAUACUGAAUAAAUAUCAUGUUUUAAUUUUUA
This is a messenger RNA of Peromyscus californicus insignis, 2437 nucleotides long. Its product is annotated as zinc finger protein 431-like. The record is from RefSeq and is a predicted model, not a curated record. Lineage: Eukaryota; Metazoa; Chordata; Mammalia; Rodentia; Cricetidae. Gene Ontology annotation, biological process: regulation of DNA-templated transcription. Bases 107 to 1507 code for a protein of 466 amino acids. The transcript has 4 exons.